Messenger RNA from Rhineura floridana, 4010 nucleotides. Its product is annotated as lysosomal amino acid transporter 1 homolog. Lineage: Eukaryota; Metazoa; Chordata; Lepidosauria; Squamata; Rhineuridae. The transcript is spliced from 11 exons. The record is from RefSeq and is a predicted model, not a curated record. Bases 422 to 1642 code for a protein of 406 amino acids.
CCCUCCUUGGAGAUUUGCCUGAGAAAAGGCGGCCAACUGUCAGCAGAGGGAGCUGCAGGCCAGCCUGCGUCUUCUCCGGCUUCUCUCCCUAGCUGAGGGCUGGGCGGAGGAAAGAAGCGGCCGGCCUGCAUACCGUCGGUUGGUCGCCGCCGCGCUCUCUUAGUAACGGAUUCGGAUUCUGGGAUGCCCUUCCUGUGACAAGCGCGCUCUCCGUCUCGCUAGGACGAGGGAGAGAAAAGAAUAAGGGCUGGGUGUCUGUUUUACAUGGGGGUGCGCCGCUCCGGCUUCAUCAUAACUUGCGGGUGGCGUGAAAGAGAACAGAGAAUACCCCUUUCUUCACAAAGAUUGUAGGUAGCCGCGUUUGCUCCCAUCAGGCGGAAACAAGCACGGCCAGAGCAGGGUGGUACUUUCAUUAGAACCAAUGAAAACGUGUCUUAAAGUCGUGGACCAACCUGUCUGUUCCUCUUCAGAAACUAUUCAUCGGGCUAGACUUUUUUUGAUGUGCCAUUCAGAAGAUCAAAUUAACGUGUGGAACUUUGGAUUAGGGACAGCAGGUCACAUGAUGCUAAUUCCCACCAAUAUUAACUGCCAGUUUGAUGCUCCAAUGUGUACCACAGUUGUGUUGUUAGAGCUACCACAGAGGCCUCCCAGGGACAUGCAAGCCCUGAAGCUCUCCUGUGAGGUUGGAAACAAAUUGUUAUACCGUUACCCAUCUGGAUGUGGGAGCUUUGAAGGGGAAGAGAGAAUAUUCAGAACUGUAGAGGAUAGGAGAUUGUGUCUAAAUGGAACACCCUGGAUUUGGCAUCUCCUUGAAGAAUGUGUUGGGAAUGCGUGGGAGUAUUGGAGUGUUGUCAUAGGCCUGAUCUCCAUUGUCUGCUUUCUCUUUGCUGCACUACCUCAACUCUAUGUUGCCUAUCAGAAUGGAAAAGUGGAUCAAGCCCUCUCAUUGGGCUUUCUACUAUGCUGGAUUGCUGGAGACCUAACCAGUUUUAUCGGUUGCUAUUUGACAAAUCAACUUCCAAUACAGCAUUCUUAUCUUUUUCAGAUCAUCACUCCAAUCUUUUACAUUAACAUGGACAUUAUUAUGAUAUCCCAGUUUGCCUACUAUAAGUUAAACAAUCAGAAGGCAACAAAAUGUGGUAUAAACUUGAAGAACUGUUGUGUAGCCUGGGUCUUGAUAUGCAUCAUUCUGUGUUUGAUUCUACCCAGUCAGCUACUGCUGCAGAACCAAGUCCAGAGCAGUCUUUCAGGAGCACGUGAGAAGUCUCAUGGUAUGAUUGAGAUGUUAGGCUUUGUGUGUGGUUACAUAUCGUGUCUGUUUUACUUGGGAUCGAGAAUUCCUCAGCUGUAUAAAAAUUUCCAAAGAAGAUCCACAGAGGGCACAUCUUAUCUGUUAUUCGCCUUAGCCAUGAUGGGGAACUUUACCUAUGGUCUAAGCCUUGUCUUAGAGAUGCCUGCCACACAGUAUCUCGUAAAUCUUUACUUCUGGCAUCAUCUUCCUUGGCUUAUUGGGAGCUUUGGAGUUUUGUUUUUGGAUAUUUUUAUAACUGCACAGUUUAUUUUGUAUCGCAAGCAGAACAAGAGAAGACCCAGCUUGGUAGCCUUGGAAGCUGAACCCUUGCUCAUAAAUGAAGAUUCCUAACCUCCAUAUUUUGUCAAUGUUACAUUUCCAUAUAACAUUUUCAUUCUGAAGUCUUGGAAGGCUUUUCACAAGCAAUGGAGGAUGUUCCUUAGGGACUCAGCAUAUUGUCAGUUACUUAUGCUUGGACAGAUGCAGCAACAUUAUGAAAGAAAAGCCAGAACUAAAAGUUCCAAGGUAUUAUUUGAGCUUCAGUUAUUGGAUUUUAGGAUAUGCUAACUCUGGGGAUAAUCCAGUUUAGGAAUGCAGUCUAAAUCUUUUCAACAUUGGAUCCAAAGUUACAAAUAUUUUCUUCCUCAUCUUUUUAAACUACUUGGUUCAUUCCUGAAAUACAGCUAGAGCUAUGUAUUUUUUGUUCUUUGUGACAAUGUGAUAAUUAUAAUUAUGGCUGUCCAUACUGCUGUUGAGUUCAUUCUUGUUUAAGGAACUGGAAACAGCCAAAGUCUUAAAAGCAGCAUAGAUCUUUGAGCUGUUACUACCAGGUUAGAAGGACAGUUACAAAGUCUAUUUAUUAUUUCAGAUGCUUUUUUACUCUUUGAGAGUUUUCAGAGAAAUGGUAGUUCAGGUAGUGCACCCACGAGUGCACAUGCACCCUCAGAGGCCUUCCUUGGUGCCCACAGGGUUCCACCCCCAUUCCCCUGCUGAAAUGUGACUUGAUUGAAACAUUCUGUUUUAGCCAAUAUAAUAGGUUGUGGGGUGUGCUUGGUCAUGGGGUGUGGGGGAUGCCCAUGACAGUUUCUCUGGUUUGCAGAUGUGUUAAUGAAUCUAUAUUUGGGUUAUUCCUGCAUUCUUAAGCACAGUGUACAACCCAAUAGAGUGCUAAUUGUUCUCAAUCUAAAACAUAUAUUACUCCUUGUUUUUAACUGCUGUGUGAGUUUCUCAAAUUGUGAGUUGGGCCAACUUAAGGACUCAAGACAGUACAGUAGGGACAAUCUGCUGCCUAGCCCUGAUUAAAAUAUUAACAUGAAGUAAACGAGGGGUCUCCAACCUUUUUGGGCCCAGGGGCAAGUUUAGAAAUCUAAGUAACAACAACAAAAAUAAACACCAGUUCACAGAAAAAAAUCCAGAGAUGUUCAUACCCCCACACACAGGCAAAAUACCUACACCCCCCACACCCAAAUAAAACACAGGCCAAAAAACAGGCAACCUCCAUGCACAACCAAGUAAACUAUUGCCUGUGAAUCUCAUGAGUCAACAACCAAGUUAGUCUAAGACAUCAUUGCACCUCUUUUCUUCUCACAAGAUUUGUGGGAUUUUAAAAUGUGGAAUAUUUUCUCUUGUCCAACUUUUAAGUCAAAAGAACAGAUUAUUUUUUAAAUGCAUAUCCAAAAUUCCCAAUGGUAAUGCACUGAAAGUCAUAAACUAUUAUCUAGUCCUCGCAUGAGUUACGAAGAGUUUAAAGUAUCUGCCAUCCGAGUGUAUUCUGGAUGGGAGCACGGUUGCUUUUCUUCCAGCCACGCAUAGUCAUUUGCAACCAGUUUAACAUGGAAACUCAGAAAGAAGAGAGAAAAGAGCUUCCAGAGACAAGUCAUGGCCAACAGUGUCUGGCAAUUACAGAUGGAAUAUUAUGUAUUAUUUUGUGUAUUUAUAAAUUGCUCUACACCAAAUGAUCCCAAGGCAGGAAUAUAAAUGAUGUUAAAAUAAAUCUCACUUUAGACUAAAACAUAUAAAACAUCCAUAGUAUCUACAUGGUAGUAGUGAACAAAUAAACAUAACGUUUCAGCAUAAAUGUUUACACAUACCAAAAAAAGCCUGGGCAAAGAGUCAUGUCUUCACCUGUCAGGAUGGAUCAUGCCACAUUAGAGGGCCAUGAGAGUGGCCCUCAUUCAGGAAUUAUUGGUGUGGGAGAAGGGAGAAUCAGUAAGGGAUUUCUACAUAAUGGUGCCAGUCAGGCUCCAUGCUGUGGGAAUAAGUUCUGGUCUACUCAUGCAGCAGAAUAAGGUGGGAGAAUGUGUUGUACUACUUCAGAGUGCAGGAUGGUAGCGGUUGUUUUAAUGGUGUGUAAAACAAUCCUCCAAACAAAACUAGCACAGCAGUGAGUGGGAUAAGCUAGAAUCAUUCUCCUUGAUGUGCUAGAUUUUACUUACAGGAUGUUUUUUCACAUGGGAGAAGCAUUCAAAAUGGGCAUUCCCCACCUUCAGCGUGAAGUCGCACAGUUCAUUGUACCACCUCAUUCUACAGUGUAUGUAGACCAGGCUUCAGUGCUUAUUACUCUAUAUGGGUACAUCUACCAACAGGUUAAGCUGUUCCACAAUAUUUCAAAACAUUGUCUCAGCUAGAAUCUAUUUCCAGAUGUGUAGAAUGAUAAAGACUGCAAUCCUGUGUAUAUUUGCUUGUUCAAAACCCCACUAUGACAUACUUCUGAAUAAAC